Castor canadensis (American beaver) is the source of this 3378-nucleotide messenger RNA. It is a transcript of the gene Adamts2, whose product is annotated as ADAM metallopeptidase with thrombospondin type 1 motif 2. Gene Ontology annotation, biological process: extracellular matrix organization; proteolysis. Lineage: Eukaryota; Metazoa; Chordata; Mammalia; Rodentia; Castoridae. Gene Ontology annotation, molecular function: metalloendopeptidase activity; zinc ion binding. The record is from RefSeq and is a predicted model, not a curated record.
GAGCCUCCUCAGUCAACCUGGACAGCCUCAGCCAUGCCCUGGGCGUCCUGGAGGAGCGUGUCAACAGCUCCAGGCGGAGGGUGCGCAGGCAUACUGCUGACGAUGACUACAACAUCGAAGUCCUGCUGGGCGUGGACGACUCUGUGGUCCAGUUCCACGGGAAGGAGCACGUGCAGAAGUACUUGCUGACACUAAUGAAUAUUGUGAACGAAAUCUAUCAUGACGAGUCCUUGGGGGCCCACAUCAACGUUGUCCUGGUGAGGAUUAUCCUGCUGAACUAUGGGAAGUCCACCAGCCUCAUCGAGAUUGGGAACCCCUCUCAGAGCCUGGAGAAUGUCUGUCGCUGGGCCUAUCUGCAGCAGAAGCCAGACACCGGCCAUGAUGAGUACCACGACCACGCCAUCUUCCUCACAAGGCAGGACUUUGGGCCUUCAGGCAUGCAAGGCUAUGCUCCUGUCACUGGGAUGUGCCACCCUGUCCGCAGCUGCACCCUGAACCAUGAGGAUGGCUUCUCGUCAGCGUUUGUGGUGGCCCAUGAGACUGGCCAUGUGUUAGGCAUGGAACACGAUGGGCAGGGCAACCGCUGCGGUGAUGAAGUACGGCUGGGCAGCAUCAUGGCGCCACUGGUGCAGGCUGCCUUCCACCGCUUCCACUGGUCCCGCUGCAGCCAGCAGGAGCUCAGCCGAUACCUGCACUCCUAUGACUGCCUGCGGGACGAUCCCUUCGCCCACGAAUGGCCGGCGCUGCCCCAGCUCCCAGGGCUGCACUAUUCCAUGAAUGAGCAGUGCCGCUUCGACUUUGGCCUUGGCUACAUGAUGUGCACCGCGUUCCGGACCUUUGACCCCUGCAAACAGCUGUGGUGCAGCCACCCUGACAACCCCUACUUUUGCAAGACCAAAGGGCCCCCACUGGACGGAACCAUGUGCGCACCUGGGAAGCAUUGCUUUAAAGGACACUGCAUCUGGCUGACACCCGACAUCCUCAAACGGGAUGGCAACUGGGGUGCCUGGACUCCAUUCGGCUCCUGCUCACGCACCUGCGGCACAGGUGUAAAGUUCAGGACCCGCCAGUGUGACAACCCACAUCCAGCCAAUGGGGGCCGCACCUGCUCAGGCCUUGCCUACGACUUCCAGCUCUGCAACCCCCAGGACUGCCCCGACUCCCUGGCCGAUUUCCGCGAGGAGCAGUGCAGACAGUGGGACCUGUACUUCGAGCACGGCGAUGGCCAGCACCACUGGCUGCCCCACGAGCACCGAGAUGCCAAGGAGAGAUGCCACUUGUACUGCGAGUCCAAGGAGACAGGGGAGGUGGUGUCCAUGAAGCGCAUGGUACAUGAUGGGACGCGCUGCUCCUACAAGGAUGCCUUCAGCCUCUGUGUGCGUGGGGACUGCAGGAAGGUGGGCUGUGAUGGGGUGAUCGGCUCCAGCAAGCAGGAGGACAAGUGUGGCGUGUGUGGAGGUGACAACACCCACUGCAAAGUGGUCAAGGGCACAUUCACUCGCUCGCCCAAAAAGCACGAUUAUAUCAAGAUGUUUGAGAUCCCGAUGGGAGCCAGACACCUGCUCAUCCAGGAGGCAGAUGCUACCAGCCACCAUCUCUCCGUCAAGAACCUGGAGACAGGCAAGUUCAUCUUGAACGAAGAGAACCAUGUGGACCCCAAUUCUAGAUCCUUCAUUGCCAUGGGCGUGGAGUGGGAGUACAGGAACGAGGAUGACAGGGAGACGCUGCAGACCAUAGGCCCCCUCCAUGGCACCAUCACCGUACUGGUUAUCCCAGAGGGAGAUGCCCGGAUCUCGCUGACAUACAAGUACAUGAUCCACGAGGACUCACUCAAUGUUGACGACAACAAUGUCCUCGAAGACGACUCUGUGCGCCAUGAGUGGGCCCUGAAGAAGUGGUCUCCCUGCUCCAAGCCCUGUGGCGGAGGGUCCCAGUUCACAAAGUACGGCUGUCGCCGGAAGCUGGACCACAAGAUGGUGCACCGAGCCUUCUGCAGUGCCCUCCCGAAGCCUAAGGCCAUCCGCCGAGCUUGCAACGCACAGGAGUGCUCCCAGCCUGUAUGGGUCACAGGUGAAUGGGAGCCUUGCAGUCAGAGCUGUGGGCGGGCUGGCAUGCAGGUGCGCUCCGUGCGCUGCAUUCAGCCACUGCACAACAACACCACCCGCUCCGUGCACACCAAACACUGCAACGACAACCGGCCUGAGAGCCGCAGGACCUGCAACCGCGAGCUGUGCCCUGGCCGAUGGCGGGCCGGGCCCUGGUCCCAGUGCUCGGUAACCUGUGGCAAUGGUACCCAGGAGCGGCCAGUGCUCUGCCGCACCGUGGAUGACAGCUUUGGUGUCUGCCAGGAGGAGAGACCUGAGACGGCCAGGAUCUGCAGGCUUGGCCCCUGUCCCCGGAACACCUCGGAUCCGUCCAAGAAGAGCUACGUGGUGCAGUGGCUGUCGCGGCCCGAGUCCGACCCGCCGGCGCAGAAGAUCGCGUCAAAGGGCCACUGCCAAAGCGACAAGUCAAUGUUCUGUAGGAUGGAAGUCUUGUCUCGCUAUUGCUCCAUCCCAAGCUACAACAAACUCUGCUGCAAGUCAUGCAAUCUGCAAAACAACCUUACCAACACUGACGAUGACGGGAUGGAGCCGCCACCCGGGAAACACAAUGACAUCGACGUGUUCAUGCCCACGCUCCCAGGGCCUACUCCGGCUACACAGGUGCAGCCUUCACCAGGUCCCCCACUGGAGGUCCCUCUCAAUGCCUCCAGCACCAAUGCCACUGAGGACCACCCAGAAACCAAUGCCGUAGAUAUCCCCUACAAGAUCCAUGGCCUGGAUGACGAAGUUCAACCACCCAACCUAAUUCCUCGUCGACCAAGCCCAUAUGAAAAGACCAGGAACCAAAGAAUCCAGGAGCUCAUUGAUGCCAUGCGGAAGAAAGAGUCACUCGGAAAGUCCUAAUAAAAUGGAAAGAUAGCAUCAGUAGCAUUUCUGUCCUUGCUUAUAGAGAUAUUCCAUGGGAUCACAAAUCCUGUGUCGUUGGAGAUGAUGCCAAAAUUCCUGAUUCCAAAAAGUUUCAAGAAAAGAAAGAGGGGGAAUGACAUUAGAAACACACAUGUGUAGGUGUGAGCAAGACACCAGGAAUGACCUAAGUCCUGCAGUAGUGUUGGGUGUGGAGUGGACAGGAAUGCAGAGGUUCUACAAGCUGCAUCAGUGAAGGGAGGCUGAGGGACAACUCCAACAAAAGCAAGUUUGCCCCAAGUUGCUAAGCAGUGCUUGGAACUCUUUCUUUCCUUGGUGAUGUCACACAUUUCCUAAGAGUCCCCAGGCCAAGCCAUAGCCCCCUGGGGACUGUUAGGAGACAUGGUGACUUAUUUCAUGACUGACCAGG